ACCCCCUUACCUCUGUCUUCUCUCCCAGGUGGAUUUUGAGGAUGUGAUAGCUGAGCCUGUGGGAACGUACAGCUUCGACGGUGUCUGGAAAACCAGCUACACCACCUUCACCGUCAGCAAGUACUGGUGCUACCGGCUGCUCUCUGCCAUCCUGGGCAUCCCGCUGGCAGUCAUCUGGGGCUUCCUCUUUGCCCUCAUCUCCUUCUGCCACAUCUGGGCAGUGGUGCCCUGCAUCAAGAGCUACCUGAUAGAGAUCCAGUGCUCCAGCCGAAUCUACUCCCUCUGCAUCCACACCUUCUGCGACCCGCUCUUUGAGGCACUCUCCAAGAUCUGCGGCCACAUCAGAGUUGCUCUCCGGAAGGAGGUCUAGGUCCCGACAGCCGCC
Molecule: messenger RNA, 385 nt
Organism: Pelecanus crispus (Dalmatian pelican)
Lineage: Eukaryota; Metazoa; Chordata; Aves; Pelecaniformes; Pelecanidae
Source: RefSeq, a predicted model, not a curated record